Molecule: messenger RNA, 2169 nt
Organism: Esox lucius (northern pike)
Lineage: Eukaryota; Metazoa; Chordata; Actinopteri; Esociformes; Esocidae
Product: PX domain-containing protein 1
Exons: 5
Coding region: 495-1226 (243 amino acids)
Molecular function (GO): phosphatidylinositol binding
Source: RefSeq, a predicted model, not a curated record
GUCCCACCUGUAUCCAGUAUGGAAGGACCAUAAACUAAAUAGCAGAAAUGGAUUGCCUGUGUGUGAAAAUCGUUGGUUUUCCUAAUUCUAAACCGUCUUUCUGCUUGGUAAAACUUGGUGUAUGUUUCGCAGGGCUCGGUAGUCGUUGGUUUUAGACGAGUGCUUUCCCUGCAGCAAAUAGUGGUCUGCUGGAGAGGGGGCGAAAUGGGGUGUUGGGGGGAGCAAGCUUCUUAAGAAUCACUGUCACUUCUGUAGAAAGAUAGUGUACGAGUCGCAGCCAUCUGGUCUUUAUGGCAUUUGUGCCAUUUUGAUUCAAAUGGAUAUUAUACCAACCUAUGACAGUGUGAAGGACACUUUCUUUUAAAGCUUUCGAGAAGAAAAAAACCCGAUGCAGGAUGAAGAAUAUUAAAGGAAGUACAAAUGGCAGAUAUUUAUGUCCUUCAAAGUCGAACGAACAACUUUGGCCUAUCGUGGAAUGAAAUAAAGGAGUGAAAAUGACAACAGUUGCUUUUCGGGGAACUUCUCUCAUGAACAUGUUCAUACAGAACUGUUGGGUUGUUGGUACACAGCGAAUAAUCAGUCCCCGCGGCGAGGAAGAAUUCAUUGAAGUCCGGACUGAAUUGUCGGAUAGAAGUAUUCUCUAUUUGCAUAGAACGGACCGCGAUCUGGGAAGCUUUCUAAGAAAACUCAUGGAUGCCUUCCCAGAAGACAGAGGAAGCCCUACACAAUCAGCGCUCCUAGAUGGACUUGUGAGAAUCAGAGAAGCCGCCAAGGCCAAUGACAUUGAGAGACGAUUGGUGGAGGUGGAGAAGCUUCUCCGUAGUGCCAUCAACUUGCCCAUGAAGUACUCACGGUCAGAGGCAGUGCUCGCGUUCUUCGAGCAAUCUCCACUGGACAUGAUGAUUAGAGAAAAUGACAUCAGUGACAUGGAACCACACUGCCAAUGUCCAGUAACAAUAUCAGAUGUCAUGAGGAGCAAUGGAUUUUGCCUGGCCAACACCGAGACCGUUUUCUAUGAUAACUGUGUAUCGAGGGACCGAGGGAGAACUCUGCCCGCACCUGACCAGGCUGCAGGGUCUGCGUACAACACCCAGUCUGUUUUCAAAGACACCCUGGACCUUGUUGAGGCGGCAUCAGCGGAAGGUUGUGCCGAAGACCAAGAAACGCCUUUCCCUAAGUUAACCUACUACCAACUGUUGACAUAUGAGACGGAUAUUCUGGAAUGAAAGAGAUGGCUGCCAUGUUGCUCUAGUCAACCUACUCUUUCACUGGCCUAGUACAAAAUGUAUAGCUUACAGACAGUUGCUGCUUGAUUUAAAUAGUUCCUACUUUUUGCCACAGUAAUAGUAAGAGAAUAAAAACGUGUUAAGAUUAUAAUUUUUUACGUCAAUCCCAUUCUCAGAACAGAUUUAAGAAUAUACUAAAUGUUGCAUUGCACUGAUAACUAGUCUUUUUUUUAUUUUUUAUACACCAGAUUUGUUUUCCCCGCGUAGUGCAGGCAUUCGUUUUCGUUCAUCUUACACAUAUGCUUUUAAAUCACGAAGUUAGACUGUGUUUACGGUUUACUUGUUUUCCAUGAAGAACAGGGAAAUGGAUGUGAUGGGACCGGAGAGAUAUAGCGAAUAAGUUGAGCAAUGGGGCUGGGGCAGCUCAGUCUAAUGCCUCCAAAGUUAAUGACAGGUGUGAGGGGGUGGCGUCUACCACACCAGACGCCGUUUCCACGGAUCUGUACCCCGACCGUACGUCUUUCUGACGUCUGAUUUGAUUGUCGUGCCAGAAUGUGCGGGGUUAAAGGAGGCUGUGUGAAUUCUUUGUAGUUGGAGUCUGAACCGGGGCCACAUUGUAAAGGACCUCCAUGGUUCAUAAUAUAAGCUUCACUGCACUGCCAUCCACUGGCCAAUCAGGUUCAAGAACAAACCAGACAUCGACUGUGUGUUGUUUUGUAAUGCAUUUAGUCUCAGAGGUCCUGCCAUUAUUGUUUUUCUUGCCAUCCAUUGGUUCACAGGUAAUUCUGCACUUGAUUAAUUAGCAUUUUGUUUUCUGCAGUAUUUCAGGAUAUGUGUCUGUCCGCAUUAAUAUAAUGAUGGGAAUCAAUUUUCUUCCUGAUCUAUUGUUGGCUUUUUAACAUACAUGUUGUGUAGUUCAUUGAAAUUAAAGAUUAUAUUGUAA